This is a messenger RNA of Impatiens glandulifera, 622 nucleotides long. RefSeq lists its product as uncharacterized. The transcript has a single exon. Bases 18 to 533 code for a protein of 171 amino acids. The record is from RefSeq and is a predicted model, not a curated record. NCBI's taxonomy places the organism in Eukaryota, Viridiplantae, Streptophyta, Magnoliopsida, Ericales, Balsaminaceae.
CUCUCUCUCUCUCCACCAUGUAUCCGCCGGCUUCUUCCUAUCUCUUUCUCGUAUUCAUACUCACGGCCUCCAUAGCCACCGCCGCCGACCAAAACGCCCUGAGCGCCUACGAUGUCCUGAAACAAUACAAGUUUCCAAUUGGUCUCCUACCAAAGGGAGUAAGAGGCUACGAAAUUAACCGAAACUCAGGAAGUUUCAAGGUUUACCUUAACAAAACAUGCACAUUCAACAUCGAUGGAUACGAUCUCAAGUACAAAUCGACCAUAUCAGGGAUGAUUAGCGAGUCUAAGAUCUACAACCUGAAGGGAAUCAGCGUUAAUCAGCUGUUGUUGUGGUGGAAUAUCCAGGAGGUUCGUCGUCAGUCCGAAGAGCUCGCGUUCUCCAUUGGGAUCGCGUCGGCCAAUUUUGCGUUGGAUGAUUUCAACCAGAGUCCUCAGUGUGGAUGCGGAUUUCACUGUGGCGCCGGCGCCGGAGAAGAGAAGAAUAAGAAGGAUGUGUUUUUUAAGCGGUUCAAUUCUACGUUUAUGGAUUAAGGAAGAAUUAUGUAAUUUAUGUUUAAGUUUUAACAACUUUUUAUAUGCAUAAUCUAAAGAAAUACUAGUUUUUCUAUAUAGUUUUCAUU